CCCUUGCUCACAUGUAAUCUACGGGUGGGUGGGGGGGGGGGGCAGACUUUGCACCCUUGGGUGCACACAGCAGCCGGACAUGUAACUGUGACUAUGUGGCUGAGAGUCGUCUUCACGGUCUUCGUCUUCGUCUCCGGCAGUCAGUCAGUGGUCCUGGCCCCCCACGCCGCCCACGGCGUCCUGGCCCGGGGCCGCAGGGCCAACUCCGGCUGGCUGGAGGAGCUGCAGCGGGGCGACCUGAGGAGGGAGUGUCUGGAGGAGCGCUGCUCCUACGAGGAGGCACGGGAGGUCUUCGAACACACCGAGACCACGGACGAGUUCUGGAGGACGUACAACCUCCCCGACGUCUGUAAGUCGGGUCCCUGUCUCCACGGCGGCAGCUGCUCCCCCCAGGGGGCCUCCUACGCCUGCUACUGCCCCCCCGCCUUCAGUGGACUCAACUGUGAGCACGAGAACGGUGCGGUGCGGGGGAGCUGCCUGCUGGAGAACGGAGGCUGCGAACAUUUCUGCGAUGAAGACGAGAACGGACGAAGACGCAACUGCUCGUGUGCAGACGGCUACUUCCUGCACGCCGACGGACAACGCUGCGUAGCAAGAGAGGAGAUAGCGUGUGGUAUGGUCCCCGUCCUGCUCGGACGGAACAAGCCCGUCUCUACAGCUCGGAUCGUCGGGGGAACCGAGUGUCCCCGAGGUGAAUGUCCCUGGCAGGUUCUGCUGGUGUAUAAAGACAAAGGGUUCUGUGGAGGAGUGAUCUACUCACCAACAUGGAUCCUCACAGCGUCUCACUGCCUGGAGGACACAGAGGCUCAGUUCCUGAAGGUGGUCGCAGGUACGAGUCCCCUCAGU
This is a messenger RNA of Etheostoma cragini (Arkansas darter), 846 nucleotides long. Its product is annotated as coagulation factor VII-like. Lineage: Eukaryota; Metazoa; Chordata; Actinopteri; Perciformes; Percidae. Gene Ontology annotation, biological process: proteolysis. The transcript is spliced from 7 exons. The record is from RefSeq and is a predicted model, not a curated record. The annotation marks the transcript as partial. Gene Ontology annotation, cellular component: extracellular region. Gene Ontology annotation, molecular function: serine-type endopeptidase activity; calcium ion binding.